Messenger RNA from Heterocephalus glaber (naked mole-rat), 3008 nucleotides. It is a transcript of the gene Cdc42ep4, whose product is annotated as CDC42 effector protein 4. Gene Ontology annotation, biological process: regulation of cell shape; positive regulation of actin filament polymerization; positive regulation of pseudopodium assembly. Gene Ontology annotation, molecular function: small GTPase binding. The record is from RefSeq and is a predicted model, not a curated record. NCBI's taxonomy places the organism in Eukaryota, Metazoa, Chordata, Mammalia, Rodentia, Bathyergidae. Gene Ontology annotation, cellular component: plasma membrane; cytoplasm; cytoskeleton.
AGGCCAAGGCCGCCAGAGGCUCAGGCUCCGGUCGACGGGGUGGGGCCCAGCCGAGCUGCCGGCCGCUUCGGAACCGAGGAGACGGGUUUGCGCAGGGCUGCGGGCCGGGUGCUCCCGGGGCGCAGUGUUCACGGUGAGGUCGCGACCGGCGAGCGGCUGGUUAAUGAUUUAACCACAGGUUCUGGGCGGUCGAGCUCCGAUCCGCGUUUCUGGCUCCGCCCCCUCCGAGCGCCCCCAGCCGGAGUUACAAAACCGCCCCCCGACCUAGUGUGUCCCAGGAUCUGCCCUGCUCGCUGGGGAUCCUGGCCGCCCGCGGCCCUGUGAUCUCCCUGCUGUCACCUUCUCCACCCACUGGACUGGGACUUCAGAUCUGACCCCAGACCUACCUGCCGCCUUGGGAGGGUCUACCUCCCCUCCGAGCCAGCAAGAUGCCGAUUCUCAAGCAGCUGGUGUCCAGCUCAGUGCACUCCAAGCGCCGUUCCCGAGUGGACCUCACAGCUGAGAUGAUCAGUGCUCCGCUGGGUGACUUCCGCCACACCAUGCACGUGGGCCGGGCUGGGGACGCCUUUGGGGACACCUCCUUCCUCAACAGCAAGGCAGGUGAGCCUGACGGCGAGUCCCUGGAUGAACAGGCCUCCUCCUCAUCUUCCAAACGCAGCCUUCUGUCCCGGAAGUUCCGGGGUAGCAAGCGGUCACAGUCAGUGACCCGGGGGGACCGGGAGCAGAGAGAUAUGCUGGGUUCCCUUCGGGACUCAGCACUCUUCGUCAAGAACGCCAUGUCCCUGCCGCAGCUCAAUGAGAAAGAGGCCGCAGAGAAGGGCUCCAGCAAGCUGCCCAAGAGCCUGUCAUCCAGCCCUGUGAAGAAGGCGGAUGCUGGGGAUGGCAGUGCAGAGGAGGUGGGUGCUGCGGAGCUGGGGCCCCGCCGGAAUGGGGCCACAGGCCCCCACUCCCUGGACCCCCUCCUCGAUGAGCAGGCCUUCGGGGACCUGACAGAUCUGCCCGUUGUGCCCAAGGCCAGCUAUGGUCUGAAGCAUGCGGAAUCCAUCAUGUCCUUCCACAUUGAUCUGGGGCCCUCCAUGCUGGGCGAUGUCCUCAGCAUCAUGGACAAGGAGGAGUGGGAUCCUGAGGAGGAUGGUGGCAGUUACCGUGUGGAUGAGGACCCCGGUGGGGUCACCCAGGCUCCCCCUUCAGCUGAGGCAGCCCCGCCCCUGGCAAGGCCCUCCCACGCUCUGGAGGACGAGGGGUGGGCGGCAGCGGCCCCCAGCCCCAGCUCGGCCCGCAGUGUGGGCAGCCACACCACGAGGGACAGUAGUUCCCUCUCCAGCUGCACCUCAGGUGUCCUGGAGGAGCGCAGCCCAGCCUUCCGGGGACCGGACAGGGCACAGGCCGCUGUCCCGAGGCAGCCCGACAAGGAGUUCUCCUUCAUGGACGAGGAGGAGGAGGAGGAAGACGAGAUCCGCGUGUGAGGUGGUCAGAAAGUAGCUGGAGCUCCGAGCUGCGGUCUUCUCCCUGCUCCCACCCCACUGUGACCUUCGACCUUACUGCACAAGAGGCAGCCUAGGACCUCUUGGGUGAGGGGCUCAGAGGACUCGGGGAGCCGGCCUAGGUGCACACGCCUGCUCCCCACAGCAGCAUGGGGCCAGGCUGUGUUCUCCAAGCAGGAAUCCAUUUUCCUCCUGGCCUCCUCUUUCUCUACCCUAGCCCCAAAUGGCUGCCAGAUGUUAUCCUGAGUUCCUGUUGGGCACCCAUGGCAGGUCAGCCGGAGACAGCUUACUCCAUGGCUAGGACACUUGGCUCUCUGUCCCCUUCCUCUCCUGGUGUCCCUGCUGUGACCACUAGGGCCCCAAGCAGGUGUGCGUAGCAGGAGGAAGGGGGUGAUCUCUCAUCCCAUCCCCUCCAGCUCCUUCCCUGGGAGAUAGACGGGCAGGGGACCAGCUGUGAACCAGAUAGCACACAUAGCCCCUGGCAGGGGUGAGACAGGAUGGUAAUGGAUGGGUUCCCAAGGAGGGACCCUUCCCAGAGGACACUAGGAACAGGGCCGGGGCCCCGCCCUAUGGGUGUGUUUGUUCUUUAUUAUUAUGUUGAAGUCCUUAUAGAGCAAUAUUUGGAACAGUGUUAAUAAAUAGAAUGGAAUCCUUUUAGAAAACCUUUAUACCAAGUCCCCUCCUCUUGGAAGUUACAGUGACUGUUAGCAUACUCAAGUCUGGGCACCUCCUGCAUCAAAGAAACCAGCCCAACCUGAACUGUGGUGGUGGGGGGGUGUUCUCGAGUGCCCCCUAUAGCUUUUAACAGCUGCAGGAGGCCAGUGUGGAUUUCUGGAAAAUGAUUAUUAAAAAAUAAUAUAUCACGGGUGGAGGCUGUGUUUUGACUCCUUCGCCCUGUGUGGGACACUUCCCCUCCCUUUCCCAGACCCUUCCCCCACUGGGGAGGCCCAGGGGCCCAGGCAAGGGUUGCCAGAUUUAGCAAAAAAAAAAUACACAAAACAAAAACCAGAAAGCUGAAUUAAAUUUGAAUUUCGGGUAAACACAAGAUAAUUUUUUUUAGUAUUAGUAUACCCUAUGUAAUAUUUGGAACAUUCUUAUGCUAAAGAGUUGUUUUUCUGAAAUUCAAGUUUUGCUCCUUCUCCUGUAACUAUCCAGGGGAUUGAGUAGAAGCUGGGGUGUGAGCCCCAGGGGUGACGCGGAUUAUCUUUCUGUCCUGGGAAUAGGCUGACCGGCCUCUGCCUCUGCUUGGUCAGAGGGAGGAGGGGGAGAGAGAACUAACUACAGUACAAGGGGUCCCGGCCAGGAGUGGUGAGCCUGGCGGGACCCUGACUCUGAGACACUAACCUGGCUCCUGACUUGCGCUGCCGUUUCUGGAAGCUUAGCUCCCUCACUGGCAGAAUCACAGGGCUGUGCUGCCCCAUGAGUGGCCCUUGGCACCUGCCCAGGUCAGUUCCAGGCUCUAAACUGUAUUUUUUCAUGAUAUUGUUAAAGCAGCAAGGAAACAUUAAAAAGCCCUCUAGCACA